Molecule: messenger RNA, 2160 nt
Organism: Cylindrotheca closterium
Lineage: Eukaryota; Bacillariophyta; Bacillariophyceae; Bacillariales; Bacillariaceae
Source: the annotation of a GenBank genome assembly
AUGGAGGAAGAUCAGUCGCUGGAGGAAGACCAGUUGGCAGAAAAGGACGACAAUAAAUCGGAAGAAGAAUUAUCCAUGAUUAUUUCCAAUUCCAGAUCUGAAAAUAUUAGAGACCACUAUGAAUUUCUCUCUGACAUUGGCCAAGGUAGCUUUGGAAAUGUUCACAAAGUAAGGAACAAGCACUCCAAUGAAGAACUUGCUUGCAAAACGAUACCCAAGAAUGGGCUCAUUCCAACCCACAUCAUCCAACGCGAAGUUGCUGCCUUGAGAACGGUGCAAUCCCACCCACAUUUGAUUGAAUUAAAGGAUGAAAUAUUCGAGGAUCAAGAGAAUAUACAUAUUGUUACAGAAUUGUGCAUCGGUGGGGAAUUGUACGAUCGCGUGGCCACUGGGAAAUGGGCCCUCAACGAAAAGCAGGUGGCAACACUGAUUGGGAAUAUUCUCGAGGCGAUUGCCCACUGUCACGAAAGAGGUGUCGUGCAUAGGGAUUUGAAGGCCAGCAAUUUUUGCUUUGCCAAUAACAAGACGGAUACUGACGUGCGGAUCAUUGACUUUGGGCUCUCCAAAGUUGCGACUCGCACCCGGCAAGCGACAUAUUCUCAGUCAAUCUCAGCAAACGGCGAAGAUAGCGAAAGAGAGAGGAACGAACGACAAGAGUUGUUGGAUCUGAUAUUGCAAUCACAAGUUGGGACCCCUUACUAUGUCGCGCCGGAAGUUUUGUCAGGUGAUCAAUACAAUGUGAAGUGCGAUGUCUGGAGUGUAGGGGUGAUUUGCUAUUUGGUAUUGUCCCGGGGAAGACUUCCAUUUUGUGGCUCGGACGAGCUGGAGACGUUACAACUAUUGAAAGAUCCUACGAGUCAAGUGGUUUAUCCGAAACGAAUAUGGAGAAAGUUUAGCCCCGAUGCCAAGGAUUUUUGUCAAAUGUUGCUAGAACGAGAUCCAAUAUUACGACCAUCGGCCCGCAGCACGUUGGAACACAAAUGGCUACGGAAAUAUCGACAACGGCGACGAGUUGGACCGAGAUCUUGGAUCUUGUAUGCUUUUAUAUUUGUGGUGUCGGUUGUUGCAUUACUUUUGCGGUCUAUCUUGUUGUUUCCGGGGGCGAUUCAGAUACCAGACGAGAAAUUGCAGGAUUUGUUGCGCGAUCGAACGGUUCUGGUCACGGGCGCCAACUCGGGGCUUGGAUUGGCAACGGUCCAACAUCUAGCCCGUAUCGGAACGGCCAACAAAAUCAUACUAGCGUGUCGGAAUACGACUAGAUGUCAAGAUGCCAAGAUAGAUGUGGAACAAGACUUACCAGAAUCUUCCAGCACCCAAGUUCUUUCGGUUUUGCUGGAUCUAGCGAAUCGAACUUCGAUUGCAAUAGGAGCCGCCUCUAUUCAAGAAGAAAUACUACUUGCCUCGGACGAAACGGCAAAAACAACAACAACAACAACAACAACAAUUGGUCCACUAGACAUUCUCAUCAACAAUGCUGGGGUUGCCUAUGCUUGGAGUUCCAAAGAAUUUGUCGAUGGAAUUGAAAUGCACAUGGCCAUCAAUCAUUUGGGCCAUGUUCUGUUGACCCAUUACUUAUGGAAAAAUCUAUUGGCAAGUACCCACGGUGCUCGCAUUGUGCACGUAUCCUCCUUGGGAGCUCUAGUGUCUAGACAUGACACGACUGAUGGUUGGUACAACCAAGGAAAAAAAUCGACUCCCGUGAAAGGAAAAUUGCACAACACUAUUGAUUCCAUGAGAUACUACUUUCAAUCCAAGCGAGCCAAUUUGCAGCAAACCUGGGAGCUUCAUCGACGGCUUGCUACCAAGAAGAAUAAUGUUGCCUUCGUUGCUUCACAUCCGGGUUAUACAAGAUCCGAAAUUAUGCUCAAAUUUCAACUGCCGCUCUGUCCCGAAUUUGCCAUGCGCUGGUUACGGCAAAACGAAUGGGGCAGCAUGUCCACCAAAGAUGGCGCCAAAACGCAGUUGUUUGCGGCCCUCUCUCCGGAGGUCCCAAGUGGCUCGUAUGUGGUUCCACAAUAUUGGACCUUUGGCAGGCCAAUCAUACUAAACUCGCUGAUGACUUCCUUCAGCUCUCACUUUUAUCCCUUUUCGGAGAGUGAGAGCUCGAGGCUUUGGGAUGAGAGUUUGAAAGCCUUGGAUAUUUCCGCGUUCGGUGAAUAA